This is a messenger RNA of Musa acuminata AAA Group (dessert banana), 312 nucleotides long. RefSeq lists its product as uncharacterized. NCBI's taxonomy places the organism in Eukaryota, Viridiplantae, Streptophyta, Magnoliopsida, Zingiberales, Musaceae. The record is from RefSeq and is a predicted model, not a curated record. The coding region runs from base 1 to 312 and encodes 103 amino acids. The transcript has a single exon.
AUGGUGCUGUUUGAAACUUCUGAUGCUUUGAUGUGCAGGGCAUUUCCCACCACCCUGAGAGGCCCGACCCGCACGUGGUACAGCGGCCUGAAGACCAGGACUAUCGCCUCCUUCGACCAGCUCAUCAAUGACCUCGAGCUUAACUUCCUGGCCUACGCCCAACCGAAACCGUCCGUUGCAUUACUCCUCGGACUCAACCAAUGGGAGGACGAGCCCCUCUCCCAUUUUGUGAAUCACUUCACAACACAAAUCCGGGGGUUGCAGGACGCUCAUCCCUCUCUGUUAGUGCAGGCGUUUAUGACAGGCCUGUGA